Drosophila biarmipes is the source of this 2421-nucleotide messenger RNA. RefSeq names its product transmembrane GTPase fzo. Gene Ontology annotation, cellular component: mitochondrial outer membrane. The coding region runs from base 128 to 2293 and encodes 721 amino acids. The transcript has a single exon. Gene Ontology annotation, molecular function: GTP binding; GTPase activity. Gene Ontology annotation, biological process: mitochondrial fusion; mitochondrion localization. Lineage: Eukaryota; Metazoa; Arthropoda; Insecta; Diptera; Drosophilidae. The record is from RefSeq and is a predicted model, not a curated record.
AUAUUCAAAGCAAUUUCUUAUUUAGAAUAUCUAACCCCUUGCAUGAAGAAAACAAACUACAUCUAGAGUUCCCUCCUAUAUUUUAUAAAGAACUUUUCCAUUAACGUGAUAAAACCAUCUGCGAAAAAUGUGUGAGUCGGACUCGGGCGAAAGUACCUCAUCGAUAUCCUCGUUCAUAUCCCGCUCCUCGUCGUCCUCCUCGCGAUUGAGUGAUUUUGUGGAUGCCAAGACAGAGCUGCAGGAUAUAUACCACGACAUGAGCACUUACAUAAACGGUUUCCUAAGCCUCAUAGAGGAUAAUGUGCUUUUGAAGGAUCUGGAAAUGCUGGAGCAGCUUCGUCUUUUUGCAAGCAAAGUGGAGGCUAUUGAGAAGGUGCUUUUGCGGAACCGAAUGAAGGUGGCCUUCUUUGGUCGCACCUCGAAUGGAAAGAGUGCCGUGAUCAAUGCCCUGCUGCACGAGAAAAUCCUGCCCAGCGCCAUGGGUCACACCACCAGUUGUUUUUGCCAGGUCCAGGCCACCACUACAGACGAAGCCGAGCACGUGAAGAUCGAGCACGGGGAGCAGCACCUGGAGCUGAGUGCCUUGAAUGAACUGGCCAGUGCCCAUUCUCCCAGGGCUCUGAAGCCCAGGACUCUUCUGCAAGUUAACAUGCCCAGGAGUCGCUGCUCCCUCCUGGAUUACGAUGUGGUUCUGAUGGACACGCCCGGAGUGGAUGUCACAGCACAACUGGAUGACUGCCUGGAUAACUACUGCAUGGAUGCGGAUGUUUUCAUCCUGGUGCUCAACGCCGAGUCCACAGUUUCCCGCGUGGAACGACAGUUCUUCAAGGAGGUGGCCUCCAAGCUUUCGCGUCCGAAUCUCUUCAUACUGAACAAUCGCUGGGAUGUGGCCAGCAACCAGGAACCGGAAAUGGAGCACCUGGUGAAGGACCAGCAUGUGGAGCGCUGCCUUAAGCUUCUUAUCGAUGAGCUGGGUGUUUACUCCAAUGAGGAGCAAGCAAGGAAGAGGAUAUACCAUGUCUCGGCCCUGGAGGCUCUACAAUUAAGGAACGGUUGCAAUAGGAAUCCCACGACACAAACACAAGAACGAUAUCUGGAGUUCCAGCGAUUCGAGAAUGAUUUCUCCAACUGCCUGGCGGAGUCGGCUUUGAGAACCAAGUUCGGGCAACACUUGCUAAGUGCCCAGGAGAUGUUAACCCAGUUGGAAGCCACUUUGAUAAGUCCUCUUAUAGUUAAAGUGAGUCAACUGAUGAAGGAGAACAGGGAAAGAAGAGCGGACUUGUACAGGGAAAUGGAGGAUCGAGAGAGGCAGAUAGAUGGGCGAAGAGAAGCUCUGGAAAUGCGGUCUCAAGAACUGGGUGAACUGACCCUAGGAGUGGGUCAGUGCGUCCUAAAGGACCAGAUCAAGCGAAUAAUACCCACGGCUGUGCAGUCCUUCUCGCACCCAUUUCACCCGCAGUUACCCAGGCAACUUGACCACUACCAACGUGCUUUGAGUGCCCAUUUGGAUCGGCUCCUCAAUAAUGAAGUCCUGGAACGCCUAUCCCUACUCCUGCAAUCUAGACUUUGUCAAUUGGAGAUUGAGUUCCAGGGUCAGCCCACCGAAGAAACCCUAAGCUGGCAACUCAUCUACAGCUCGGAUUGUCAGUCCUAUAUGCGUGAUUUUCAGCCCGAUCUAAGGUUUCGGUUUUCCUGGGGCAUGGCAGCCCUGUGGCAUCGUCUGCGGGCCAAGCUUACCCUGCCCUCCAAUCCCAUCCAGAAUCGAAAGCUACUCAACGGGCACAAAGAGACGCCGCCUGCGGCUCCUCUAGUUCAUGAGACUCAUUUCCAGGUGAUCGCCUCCCUGAUAAAGUCCGAAGGUAGCAUUGGAACCCUGUUGCUGAGUGGCCUGGCGGUUCGUUCGGUCAGCUGGCCAGCCGUCUUGGUCCUCGGCAGCCUCGUGGGGUCCAUGUACCUAUACGAGCUGCUCAGCUGGACGCCAGUCGCUCAAGAGCGGAGCUUCAAGAGCCAGUACUCCAGGCACUUGCAGCAGCAACUGCGGGCGGGAGUGCAGCAGACGGUCAGCGGUUUUGAGCUGCAGAUGCGACAGCAGCUGGCCAAAGUCCAAAACUGGUGGAUAGCCGAAACAGUGGAGAUUAGGAACGACCUGGAUGUGCGGACCUCGGAGCUGGGCAAACAAAUAAAGUCGAUGGAAGAGUUGCAGCUGAACUUGAAGAAGUUUCGGGACAGGGGGAAUCUGCUGGCUAUACGGCUGGGGGAGUUUCAGGAGCUCUAUUUAAGCAGCAGGUGUUGAAGGUUCCGAGGGGGUUUCAUAUGAAUUUUGUUAUAUUUUUAGGGGAGUGUUUAAAUUCGUGUUGCUCUUUUGUUUUAGUGCUCUUUAAUGAUUUAAUAAAUUUGUAAUCGAUUUUUACUAAGUUAUAA